Felis catus (domestic cat) is the source of this 2618-nucleotide messenger RNA. RefSeq names its product checkpoint kinase 2 (gene CHEK2). NCBI's taxonomy places the organism in Eukaryota, Metazoa, Chordata, Mammalia, Carnivora, Felidae. The coding region runs from base 847 to 2484 and encodes 545 amino acids. Gene Ontology annotation, biological process: protein phosphorylation; mitotic DNA damage checkpoint signaling. Gene Ontology annotation, molecular function: ATP binding; protein binding; protein serine/threonine kinase activity. The transcript is spliced from 15 exons. Gene Ontology annotation, cellular component: nucleus; cytoplasm. The record is from RefSeq and is a predicted model, not a curated record.
CUCCCGAAUUUUCACUUUGGUUUUUGAGCUUGGUUUGGGGGAGGAGAGGAACGCGUGGGCGACUGUCUUCCUUCGUAGAUGAACUUCGAGGUGAAGUUCACUUCCCCUGUUACUUACAAGCUGAAACUGGCCCAGACGUGCAUGGUAAGAAAGAACAAAGUUGUGUUCUUCAAAAUCAGAGGGAAGUUGCUUUGUAAAGAGUUAUAUACAUGUUAGUAAUUAUUACCAUAUUUUAGAUUCAAUUUCGAAAAAAAAACCUAUUGAGAACUCACUCUUAGCUGCUAGGCGCUGCAGGAACUGGAAACACACUGACCUGUGUAAGAGGAUGCCCUGCGAGUGUCCAUAAGUAAGUGUGUGGGAUGGCUUGGCGAGGGCACCAGUCCACCUUGGGAUUCAGUUUCUCUAUUUGGAAAAAAAAAUGUGUUACACUUGUAAACCCUUUUCCGGUUGUCUGAUUCUUUGGGACUGGAAUUCUGUUCUCCCAAUUAUCAAGCAUUGCUGGGGGAGGAACGUUCAUGUGUCAUCUCAUUUAAUCCUCAAGAUCUAUCUACUCCAGAUUUGUUUGCCUCUAACCUUUCCAUAUACUUCCUCCUCAUGGCUGAGAGUAAUGUGUUUUCCGUUUGGUGGACCCUUACCAAUAAGCAAGGAUAGCAGCCACUACUUGACACAGUCUUUUCCCAGUUUUCAGGGUGAAGUCUCGCUCAGAAAGCUGAAAGAGGUUGCAACCUUGACCGAGGUAGUAUUAGAGCUGGCGUAUUCAGCUCUGGCAUCACCUUACUGGUGUGGCUUAAGAAGAAGUCAUCAGGAUCUUUGUAUUUGGAAAGCUAUAUAAAUGUCAGUGUCGUAAUGUCUCGGGAGAUGGAUGUGGAGGGUCAGCCGCCCCAUGGCAGUGGUGCCUGUUCACAGUCCCAAGGCAGCUUCUCGCAGUCGCAAGGCAUCUCCUCCCAGACACAUGGCUCCUCCUCACACUCGCAGGGCACGUCCAGCUCUUCCACCAACACAGCACCCACAUCCAGCCAGUCCUCUCAUUCCAGCUCGGGGACUCUGAGCUCCUUAGACACGGUGUCCACCCAGGAACUCUGUUCGAUUCCCGAGGACCAAGAACCGGAGGAGCCUGUCCCUGCCCCUUGGGCUCGAUUGUGGGCUCUUCAGGAUGGAUUCACCAAUCUUGAGUGUGUUAAUGACAGCUACUGGUUUGGGAGAGAUAGGAGCUGCGAAUACUGCUUUGAUGAGCCACUGCUGAAAAGAACGGAUAAAUACCGGACUUACAGCAAGAAACACUUUCGGAUUUUCAGAGAAAUGGGUCCCAAAAACUCUUACAUCGCAUACAUAGAAGAUCACAGUGGGAAUGGAACCUUUGUAAAUAGAGAGCUUGUAGGGAAAGGAAGACGCCUUCCUUUGAGUAACAAUUCUGAAAUUGCACUUUCAGUGUGGAGUAAUAAAGUUUUUGUAUUUUUUGACCUGACUGUAGAUGAUCAGUCAGUUUAUCCUAAGGAAUUAAGAGAAGAAUACAUCAUGUCAAAAACUCUCGGAAGCGGUGCCUGUGGUGAGGUGAAGCUAGCUUUUGAGAGGAAAACAUGUAAGAAAGUAGCCAUAAAAAUCAUCAGCAAAAGGAAGUUUGCUGUUGGCUCUGAGAGAGAGGCAGAUCCGGCUCUCAAUGUUGAAACAGAAAUAGAAAUUUUGAAAAAACUAAAUCAUCCUUGUAUCAUCAAGAUUAAAGACUUUUUUGAGGCUGAAGAUUAUUAUAUUGUUUUGGAAUUGAUGGAAGGAGGAGAGCUGUUUGACAGGGUGGUGGGGAAUAAACGCCUGAAAGAAGCUACGUGCAAGCUCUAUUUUUACCAGAUGCUCCUGGCCGUACAGUACCUUCAUGAAAACGGCAUUAUACAUCGGGACUUAAAGCCAGAGAAUGUUUUACUCUCAUCCCAAAAAGAGGACUGUCUUAUAAAGAUUACUGAUUUUGGGCAGUCUAAGAUUUUGGGGGAGACCUCUCUCAUGAGAACCUUAUGUGGUACCCCUACCUACCUGGCUCCUGAGGUUCUUAAUUCCUUUGGGACUGCUGGAUAUAACCGAGCUGUGGAUUGCUGGAGUUUAGGAGUUAUUCUUUUUAUUUGCCUUAGUGGGUAUCCACCUUUCUCUGAGCAUAAGACUCAAGUGUCCUUGAAGGAUCAGAUCACCAGUGGAAAAUUCAACUUCAUUCCCGAAGUCUGGGCAGAGGUCUCAGAGAAGGCUCUGGACCUUGUCAAGAAGCUGCUAAUAGUGGAUCCAAAGGUGCGUUUUACGACAGAGGAGGCUUUAAGACACCCAUGGCUUCAGGAUGAGGACAUGAAGAGAAAAUUUCAGAAUUUGCUUUUUGAAGAAAAUAAGUCGACGACUGUACCCCAAGUCCCAGCCCAGCCUUCCACGAGUCGAAAGCGACUUCUUGAAGGGGAAGCAGAGGAGGCUGACGCCACAAAGCGUCUGGCUGUGUGUGCUGCUGUGUCGUGAACACUGGCUGAAUGAAAGCAACCUGCCUUCUUGGACCCUGCUGCCACUUUCUUGAAGUCUGUGUUUUAUAGUUUGUAUCGUAAUUGUGGGGACGGUUCCUUUUCCACGAUCAUCAAUACACAAUUCUAAACCUA